AUGAACAUGGACCAAGAUGAUUUGUCAAUCUGCAACCCGAAUCCUCAACGUCUUGAUGGACCACAAUUGCUACAUCAGCUGGUCACCGCUCCAAGUGAUGAGGCUGCAAUAGAGCACUUAUCCGAUGAUAAAGAAGCCUCGUUCUCAUACAGGGAACUCCAUGAUGGCUCCGAUGUUCUUUGCGAUGUCAUCGGAUCUCUACUGUCAACCUCAGACCAGGCUGAAGAGGAUAUAGUCAUCCCAGUUCUAAUACCCCAAUCUCCUCAACUUUACAUUUCUCUUCUGGCAAUUCUGAAAGCUGGUGGUGCCUUUUGCCCCUUGAAUAUUGAUGCGCCCCCUGAGCGCAUCAAGUUUAUCCUGAAGGAUGUCUCAGCCCAGGUCGUGCUUUCAACUCAGGAAUUAUCUUACAAGAUACCAUCAGAUUGCAAUGCCAAAGUUAUACAAGUCGAUGCGGAAAACUUCCCGCCGCGGCAAGAGGGAAAGUUGUUCUACAAGUCGGAGCCAGACCCUGAGCGCUUAGCAUAUGUUAUGUAUACAUCAGGGUCUACUGGCACGCCGAAAGGCGUUGGCUUGACUCACAGUGCAGCGACUCAAGCUCUUCUAGCCCAUGAGAAGCAUAUUCCCGAGUUUUCUCGAUUUCUCCAAUUUGCCGCUCCAACUUUUGAUGUAUCUGUUUUCGAGAUUUUCUUCCCUCUCUUCCGCGGCAGCACUCUAGUAUCCGUAAACAGGGAAGAGCUUCUCAACGACCUGGCUGGGAUUAUCCGGCGAAUGAAAGUUGAUGCCUGCGAAUUGACGCCAACUGUUGCGGGGAGCUUGUUGAAGAAGAGAGCAGCGGUACCAGAACUGAAGUUGCUAUUGACUAUUGGCGAAAUGCUCAAAACGCCGGUUGUACAAGAGUUUGGCGGUGACAAUUCUCGCGAAAGCAUGUUGUGGGCCAUGUACGGACCGACUGAAUCAUGCCUCCCGGCCAACUCAUCCCCAGGUAGCAUCGGGAUUCCACUUGACACAGUGUCUUGCUUCAUAAUUGAGCCUGCAAAAUCCCCAAGUGAGAGUCAAACCUUUCAACUUCUCCCCCGAGGCACGCCAGGAGAGCUUGCUGUUGGAGGCUUCCAGCUUGCUCGAGGCUAUAUCAACAGAGCAGAGCAAACUUCAUCAGCCUUCAUUGACUCACCGUAUGGAAGAGUGUACCGUACUGGAGAUAGAGCUGUGAUGAAAGUCGACGGCACAUUGGAGUGCCUUGGCCGACUGUCAGAUGGACAAGUAAAACUUCGGGGCCAACGAAUUGAACUUGGGGAGAUUGAGCAUGCAGCGUUGAGAACGCCUGGCUGUCAUGAUUCCAGCGCCUCAGUGGUGGACUCACAACUAAUUCUUUUUUGUGCUGCCGACCAAGGUGUAUGUGUGGAUGAUGUCCAAUCUAACUGCAUGUCAUGGCUACCUCAGUUUAUGGUGCCCAAUGAGAUCAUCAUUAUGAAAGAAUUUCCUCGACUUCCUAGUGGAAAAGUUGACGCAAAGAAGCUUAGGGACGAGUUUGUUCAACGGAAGUCGACUGACACCUCUGCCAAUGGCGAUUUGGAUAUUUCGAAUCAGCAAGACAGAGAGGUGGUGAAUAUCAUUUCAGAGAUAGUCGGCCGACCGGUCAAACUUGGCACUGUCUUGUCCUCCGCGGGAUUGGAUUCGCUUUCAGCAAUUAGACUGGCUUCCAUUUUUCGACAAUUGGGUUUCAAGAUUUCCGCGACAAGCUUGCUGAAGUAUCGAACAGUAGGAGAUGUAUGCAUUAACUUACGGCACCCCAUCGAGCGAUUACAAACACUCUAUGAUAAGAGUACGCAACGGAUCAAUUUUGAAUCCACGAUCAAACAGCAUUCGCUGCUAGUGGAUCUCAGUCAUUUAAUUGAAAGAGCCACGGAAUGCACAUGGUUACAGUCUGCCAUGUUGGCCGAGACACAACGGACCCCAGACAUGUAUUGCAAUGAAAUGCUUUUCGAGACGUCUUCGGUCGUGUCACCACAAAAUUUAUACGAUGCAUUUGAACGAGUAAUAGAGUCCAACGAAAUACUGAGAACAGGCUUUGUGCUUUGGGACGGACAAUAUGUUGCCGUUGUGUUCUCCUCCCGUUUCAACAACCAGAUUACCUUGCAAUCGGAAUGUCAGCAUGGGUUCAACUUUCGAGAGCCGGUGGACUUUUUGCAGCCGUUUCGCGUCCAGAUAAUGGCGCGUGGCGAAAAUUUGUCACCAACCGUGCUCAUUCACGCCCACCACGCAAUUUACGAUGGGUGGUCGAUGGACAUGAUUCUUUCAGACGUCUCGAGUGUGGUCGAAGGAAAUACAAUUCCAGCUCGUCCACAGUUCAGAUAUGUGCUUGAUUUUCAACAACACAUUGGAAAAGCAUCUGAAGAUGCGUCCCGAGCCUUCUGGAGUAGUAAUCUUCUCGGAUGGAACAAAGCCUCUGCCCCUAAACUCAUGGGUCGAACACCGCAGAAUCAGAUUCUGUCGUUCGAGACUUUCUUUAACAUAUCUCCAGAGAGUGUGCAAGAAAUAUCCAUUUCCCAUGAAGUAAGCAACCAAGCCGUUUUUCAGGCGGCACUAGCCAUAGCAUGGCAAGGGGUCGUGGGCAGUCCAGAUAUCUUACUUGGCUCAGUUGUCUCUGGGCGGACCAUACCAGUGGACGAUAUCGAGCACAUUAUUGGCCCUUGUAUCGCAUCUAUGCCUCUAAGAGUAGAUACCAGCAACAUGAAUGCGAUAAUCGAUGUCCUAAAGGGUAUUCAUUCCAACAACCGCGCUGCUAUGGAGCACAGCAAUUUGCCUUUAUCAGAUAUCCGCAAACUCGCAAACCUUACGCAGACAGAAUCCUUAUAUGAUGUCUUAUUCGUGUACCAGCAAUCUUUAUACGAGCCGCAGAUGCAACAAGGCAUCUUCAAAGCAGUCAGGCACAAAGAUAAGCUCGAGACAAAGCUACUGGUAGAGGUGGAACCUCAGAAGAACGGAUAUGCCGUCCAGAUGACAUAUCACACAGCAUUUCUCAGUCCUGAUUUUGUGACUAUGUUGGCACAACAGGUACAAGAGCUAUGCAGGCAAAUAAUAUCAGACCCCACACGACCACUGGCAGCACUAAGGAGAAUCGAGAACGUGGACCUGUCCAUUUAUAGCGAACAAACUGCGAUUGAAGAUGAACCUGCUGAUAUGAAUGCUCUUCUCAAUGCAUCAUUCGCCCGAAACCCUGACGCAGAAGCUUUGCGAUUUGUCUCAUAUGAUUUGGACCAAAUAUUACAAACCACGACACUGACAUAUUCGGAUUUGAGUGAUCGUGCAAACAAAAUUGCUCAUCACAUACGCAACUCUGGGGUCCAAGAAGGCGAAAUUAUUGCCAUUAUCAUGAAAAAGUCAGCUAGUUUAUACGUGUCGAUUCUAGCUACAAUUAAGGCCGGCUGUGCUUACCUGCCCAUCCUUCCAGCCACGCCUCCGGAGCGUAUGCACGAAAUGCUUCGCCAAUCGAGAACAAGAUAUUGUAUUGUGGACGAUGAGGCGGUUCGCACCUCAACCCUUUCUGGAACUAUUACGUUUCUGAAUAUUGCCUCCGCGCCACUUGACAGUCUGCCAUCACAUACCCCAAUUGUCCGCCCAGACCCUCAGCGCCUCGCAUAUGUCAUUUUCACUUCAGGAACCACCGGCGUGCCUAAAGGUGUCGCAAUUUCGCAAAGAAGUCUGGCUAGCAACAUUGCCUACUUGGAAUCUAUCUACCCGAAGUCAUCCCAAUGCCCUCGACUUCUGCAAGCAUGCUCACACGCCUUUGACGUCUCUGUUUUCGAAAUCUUUUACGCGUGGUAUGCUGGAAUGAGUCUAUGCGCUGCCGAGAACGACGUUAUCUUUGGGGAUCUCGAACGUUGGAUCAGAGACCUACAAAUUACACAUCUCAGCCUUACUCCCACAGUUGCAGCUCUUGUAGACCCCGAAAAUGUACCUCAAGUGGAAUUUCUUGUUACUGCGGGAGAACCUAUGACAUCGUUGGUUCUCGAUAGAUGGGGCAGUUUGUUGUUUCAAGGAUAUGGUCCCUCUGAAACGACAAACAUAUGCAGCGUCAAGCAGAUGUCCACGAGCGAUAAUGUCGAACAUUUGGGCUGGGUUUUCCCCAACACGUCCGUGUACGUCAUGGCACCAGGCAGCCAAGAUGUAUUGCCACGGGGCUGGGUAGGAGAGUUCUGCUUUGGUGGCAGCCAAGUAGCGAACGGGUACAUAAACAACAAAAGCUUGACAGCCGAGAAGUUUAUUGGGCAUCAUUUAUUCGGCAGAAUCUACAGAUCAGGGGACAUGGGAAGAAUGCUUCCUGACGGCUCAUUAAUCAUUAUCGGUCGACUGGACGAUCAAUUGAAGCUUCGAGGGCAGCGAAUAGAGGCUGAAGAAAUCAAUAGAGUCCUAACCGAUACAGAGUUAGUGGCUGGCGCAGUAACUGUUUUGGCUCAGAGCAAGAUUGGCCGGUCAGACCAGUUGGUAACAUUCUACAAGCCAUUGGAAGGUGCUCGAUCUUUGGGGCCAAUAGAAAUAUCACCGAAGCGUAAUCACAUGUUGUUUGCGACGCUGAGAUCUAAAUUAUCUUCAUACAUGAUACCUUCUUACCUUAUCCCGGCAUCACAUAUCCCCAUGACAUCGAGCGGGAAGGUGGAUAGGAGACAAUUGUUGCAAUGGUUCGACGCAUUGUCAACGUCAUACCUUGAGACCGCAUCUAUAACUCUCAGACAACCGAACGAUGUGGGUGACUGGACUGGUAUUGACUGUCGCAUUGCAGAAGCCAUCGUUGAGUCAAUGAAGGUUCCUCAAUCCGAGAUUGGGCGAUGGACUCCGUUCCUCGCCCUCGGCAUCGACUCAAUAUCUGCUAUCAGCCUGGCCAAGUCCUUAAGCAGGCAGGUAGAAUUCGAAGUCCCAAUAUCUGCAAUUUUACAGAACCCAACUGUUGCUCAACUAGGUCACUACUUAUCAACGAUAAGCGACAGAAGACCUGCACAGAUCCACACCAAGACACAGCUGUCCAUAGAAGCCUUUGAAACAGAAGUCUCUGGCAUCGUUCAAGGACAGUUGGAUAACGUAGAAGCUAUUUUGCCUUGCAUGCCACUACAAGAAGCAAUGCUGCUACAGGGACAAGAGAGUUACUACAACAGAAUACUUCUCCGCUUACAAGUGUCUCCAGCAGACAUGCAAUCCUAUUGGCGGCAAAUGUCGAAAAGACAUGACAUUUUGAGAACCUGUUUUGUAACGACAAUGAGAGCGUCACAUCCCAUUGCUCAAGUCGUCUUGCGUGAGUGGGAACUUCCUUGGAAAACAUUUGAAGUUACUGUUCCCUCACUUGAAGGUGCAAGCCGAGAGCACCUCGAUUCCCUCCCAGACCCAUUGGAUUCAAUGACCCCUCCAUGUUCACUAGGUAUUAUUCGUUACAAGGGAUUAAACUUCUUGUCUUUCAUAUGUCAUCAUGCUUUGUAUGAUGGCAUAGCCAUGGAAAACAUCUGGAGAGAGGUGGAAGCGCUGGCUCGAGGUCGCACACUCCAAGACGCUGUGCCAUACAAGCCAUUUUUGCAACAGGCAUUAUCACUGCCUGCCGAUGUGGAAACUUUCUGGCAGGGUCACUUUCGUGGAUUUCGAGAGUCUGCCACUUUUGCAAGGUCAGCACGAUCAAGUUUCAAUCAAAGCACCAACACUGUAUCAAUUGAUAUGAGCUUCAAAGAAAUACAGCAAAGAACCCGGUCAAUAGGGGUAUCACUACUUUCCCUUUUUCAAGCUUCCUGGGCUGCAGUUCUGGCUUGUGUAUAUGAUGAGCCAGAUGUUGUUUUUGGAAAUGUUGUUAGCGGCCGAACUCUUGGUGUGGAAGGGGUUGAUAAAUUGGUCGCGCCCUGCUUCAACACCAUUCCCCUUCGUAUGGACACAUCGCAGAGCGUGCAGAAUGUCGACCUGGUCAAAGCCUUCCAAAGGUUGAAUUCGAUGCUACUUCCGUAUCAAUUUUCUCCGCUGAAACUUGUACGAAAAGUUAUAGGGGUUAGACGUCGACCUCUUUUUGACACUCUACUUCUUCUUCAACAACCUCUGAAAGAAAUGGACAAGAAUAUAUGGACGCUUGAAGAGGAUUGUGGAAAUAUGGAUGUUCCUGUUGUGUGCGAAGUCGUUCCCUGUCCCAAUUUGAAUUCCGUCGUGGUGAAUUUGCAUUACGAUAUGGAUAUGAUAACCGCCGAUCUCGCGACAACCAUCUCGGAUAUGUUUAAGUUCAUGACGAGAUCUAUUUUGACGUUCCCUUUCAGACCCAUAUCAAACCGCUCGACUAUCCCGACAGCCUUUUCACAGAGUUUAACAGGUCUGAUCUUGAAAAAAGACAAGCGCGAAGAUCUUGAUCAGCAUGCCGCAGCUACUGGCCGGUGGUCCAACCUUGAAAUGGUCGUGAGAAAGGCUUUUGCCAAUAUCUCAGGACUAUCUGAAACUGCCAUCCGCAGAGAAACCACUAUUUUCCAGCUUGGGUUGGACAGCAUCAACGCGGUUCAGGUCGCAUCAUCACUGCGAGCUCAAGGCCAUAGCGUCUUGUCGUCUGAUGUCAUAGAAUGUUCCAGCUGCAUGAAAUUAGCCUCAAGGAUAAACCAAAACUCAGAAAAGCUGCACCGAAAGAACGUUCAUACAGACUUCACCAUAUUUCAGAAACAAGUGAAGUCGCAAGUUGAGAAGAGCGUGCCUUUCUCUUCCGAGAUUGAGACAAUUCUUCCGUGCACUGCCUUGCAGAAUGGCAUGUUGGUCGCAUUCAAGGAUUCCGAGGAGGGACAAUACCUCAAUUCACUGUCUCUUAUGAUACAGGCUCCUGUAGACACCGACCUUCUUAUCUGCACAUGGAAGCAACUUCAAGAACAGCAUCCAAUGCUACGCACUGGUUUCGUACAUGUCUCCAGCGCAGAGAGCACGUUUGCAAUGGUCAGACACAAAACAACUCGGCUAGCACAUCCGAUCACCACGUUCAAGGCAAGCUCCUCCGCAUCAUUUGAUUUGGAAGAUUGGAAAACAGAAUGGAAUUCUUUCAUUCUUGAAAAUCUACAUGAACCGCCUUGGAGGGUCGCCUUGGUUGAUGACGGUGAGCGUACCUCAAUGCAUGUUCUGAUACACCACGCCCUGUAUGAUGCACAGUCCUUGGAUGGUCUUCUGGGCGGACUGUCGGAUCUGGUUCAAGGGAAACCGUGUACUUUCCCCCGGAUUGAGCCGGUUCUGGCAGAGAUCUUGUCCAGAGAACAAGAAAAAGCCUUGGAAUCGAAAGAGUUCUGGGAAAGCCAGGCAUCCAGGGCGGUAGUCAAUUCCUUCCCGACGAUGACCCCCCUGCGAGAGCAAUCAGGAGAAAUUAUUGUCAGGGAACAGACGUCAUCAAUAGCCUUCGGAGAGCUGCAAGACGCAGUUCAAGCAAUUGGAGUAUCAGUACAGUCUGUGUUACAGGCGAGCUGGGCUCGCAUAUUAGCCUCAUACUUGGGCGAACGUUCUGUUGUCUUUGGGAUUGCCUUAGCCGGAAGGACAACAGAUCUCACAGAAAAUGCCCCAUUCCCAUGCAUCACAACAGUUCCCAUCAUUGCAGAGGCAAAAGAGUCUAACAUGCAAUUGAUUAAAUGUAUGAUGGAGUACAAUACUAGCGUACAUAAGUACCAGUUUGCACCUUUGGCGCAGAUCCAGAAAUGGAUGGGGUAUCCAGGGACUCCUGUUUUUGAUACCAUUUUAGUCUACCAGAAGAAAAGCAGCUCACACCUAUGCAAUCAGCAGUGGAAGCUGGUAGCAGAUCACCCGUCAGUGGGAUACACGGUUUCACUCGAGGUCGAAUCGGGUGAGAAUGAUCGACUUUGCCUUCGGUUAACGACGAGAUCUAACAUUGUACCACACCAACAAGCAAAACUUUUGCUGUCGCAGUUCGAUGCUGUGUUAUAUCACUUACUGAGGCAGCCAAAUGCGACUGAGAACGACCUCUACCAGUCACAACCAAACUUGUUUUCCAUUACUCCUGCGCAAAUCCCCACGAUCGAAACUCCAGUGGAGUUCGUACACCAGUUUGUCGAGAGAAAUGCGGAUCUUCAGCCUGACUCCCCAGCUCUGGAGUUUGUUUUCGAUUUCUCUAAAACCCUGGGCUCCAAAAGAAUGUGGACUUAUAAGCAACUUGAUGGCCUCGGAAACCAAGUGGCACAUCUGUUGUCCAAAGUUACUGGGAUUGGAAGCAUCGUGGCCAUUCACUUCCCCAAAUGCCCAGAAGCGUAUUUCUCAAUAUUGGGUAUCCUCAAGGCUGGGUGCGCUUUUUUGGCUCUCGACCCUAACGCUCCUGUAUCAAGAAAGGAGUUUAUACUCGCUGACUCAAAGGCGGCAUGCCUAUUGACAAGCAAGCAUUCCGACGUAUCGUUUGUUGAUGGGACGCCAGUCAUUGCCAUUCAAGAAGAGGAUCUCUGGUCGUAUCCAACUGGCCGCAUUUUGCACACAGAUGAAUUUACGCCAAAUAACACUUGCUAUUGCCUGUAUACCUCGGGGACGACUGGAACACCAAAGGGGUGUGAAAUUACGCAUGAAAAUACUGUUCAAGCCAUGAUGGCAUUUCAACACCUGUUUCAGGGCCACUGGCAGAGAGACUCUAGGUGGUUACAGUUUGCAGCACUCCACUUCGACGUUUCAGUAUUGGAACAAUAUUGGACCUGGUCAGUUGGUAUCACAGUCGUCGCCGCGCCGAAAGACUUAAUACUCGAUGACCUUGUAGGUUCCAUCAACAAAAUGGGGAUCACACACAUCGAUUUGACGCCUAGUCUGGCACGCUUAACUCACCCGGAUCAGCUUCCAAAUUUAUGUAAAGGUGUUUUUAUCACGGGCGGAGAGCAACUGAACCAGGAAAUUUUGGACGCCUGGGGCCCGAAAGCAGUGAUUUACAAUGCUUACGGGCCAACUGAAGCGACUAUAGGGGUUACCAUGUACCCACGAGUUCCGAUUAAUGGUCGGCCAAGCAAUAUAGGAAGGCAAUUCCCAAAUGUUGGGUCUUAUGUAUUUCAUAGUGGCACCGACAUUCCAGUAUUAAGAGGUGGCGUUGGGGAGCUGUGUGUUUCGGGCAAGUUGGUUGGUAAAGGGUAUCUGCAUCGGCCAGAGUUGACAAACGAGAGAUUCCCAAACGCGGCACAAUUUGGGGAGAGAAUUUAUCGGACCGGAGAUCUAGUGAGAAUGCUCUAUGAUGGAUGUUUCGACUUCCUCGGGAGAGCUGACGAUCAAGUCAAGCUGCGGGGCCAGCGUCUAGAGAUUGGGGAGAUCAACCAUAUCAUUCGAAGCAAAACUCGAGGAGUUCAAGAUGCUGCCACUCUCGUUUUACGCCACAGAAAUAAGGAUGUCUUGGUUGCAUUUCUAGUUGGGGACGGAGAAAGACCACUCGAACUCUACGCCGUAGCAGAUGGAGAUGCGCUCGGUCCCAAAUCCCGAAAGACAUGUGUGGACAACCUACCUGGAUAUAUGGUUCCAACGUACUUCAUUCGGUUGUCGUAUAUUCCCCUUUCGCCAAACAACAAAGUUGAGGCCAAAGAGCUGAAGACACUGUUCCAAAAUCUGCAUCCAGACGAACUCAUGCAGCUAACUGGGCGGGAGUCAGCGUCCUUGGGAAGCCAUGUUGAUACGACUGUUAUCAGAGCCAUCUCGAGAGCUCUAACAGAUUUCAGCGGCAUGCCUACAUCCCAAAUCACUCCAUCAACGAGUAUAUUCGAUUGCGGGGUUGACUCGAUAUCCGCGCUGCAGCUCUCUGCAAUGUUGAAAGACAGGGGUUUCCCUACUGCCUCACCAGCUAUGCUGCUGCGAAACCCUAUUGUGUCAGAUCUAGCGGAAUCGAUUUCCCGCCCUGUUGAAUCCACCAAGACACAUGAUGAUAAACAAGAAAUCAAGCAGUCACUACGAGCAUUCCAACACAAACAUCGUGCUUUUGUCUGCCGCGAGCUGCGGAUGAAACCCGACGAUAUCGAAUAUAUUGCGCCUUGCUCACCACUACAGGCAGGCAUGUUAUCGGCUGCUGUUGCAGAGGAAGAUUCUACAUCAUAUUUCAACUGGUUUGAUUUGUCCAUCAAAGAUGGCGUGCCAAUUGAGGAUGUUCGUCGGUGCUGGCAAAGGACCAUUGAAAACAAUUCGAUACUGCGAUCUGUCUUCGUAAAAUCAACUGAUGGGUACCUUCAAGUCGCUUUGCACCGAGUGGAUAACGUGUGGCAUUCCUUAGUUGGCAAUGAUGAGAACAGCGUUGGUGAUAUCUUGGAGAAUAGGAGAUUGAGCUGGGUUAGAGCUAAUAGUACCUCACAUGCCCUGUCGCCACUGCAACUUAUUCAGAUAGAUGGACCGAACAGCCGCAAAAUCAGACUCCACAUCUUUCAUGGACUAUACGAUGGCAACAGCUUCGAACUUAUGAAUCAUUAUGCGUCAUGCAUCUAUCAAGAUGGGAUACCUCCAUCUGGACCUAGCUUUCUUGAAGCAAUGUCACACGGUCCUUUGCGCAGUUUUGAGUUCUGUCGACCCUUUUGGACUGCGCAUCUACAAAACUGGCGCCAAUGUGGACUUCCCAAAGCUCGCCCUUCCAACACCAAUAAUACGGGAAUCUUGUCAUCGUCUAGUUGUCUUCCGGUGGAACCUCUGGAAAAUUUACGACGCCAGCAGAAUGUGACACUUCAAACAGUUGUGUUAUCUAUCUGGACAAUAGUUCUGCAAAAGUACAUAUCAUCGUCACUCACAACCGGCAUUAUUGUAGCUGGCAGAUCGUUAGACUUGCCGCAUGUUGAGAACACCAUUGGUCCGCUAUUUAACACCGUUCCAUUUUUCAACUACUCAUUCAAUGGUUUAAGUUGGGGCAUGCUUGUGCGUCGUUGUCACGAGUUCAACACGGAUAUACUUCCUUUCCAACAUGUGCCACUACGCGACAUUCAGAAAUGGUGCUCAGGUGGCCGGUCUUUGUUCGACAAUCUCUUCACCUUCCAACUCGAGAACUCGGAAUCUGCAUUAGACAAUUUACCCUGGACGAUAACGACCCAGGACCCGAACAGUGUUGGCUACGCACUGGCGUUUGAGGCUACUCGGACAAGGGAUGAGCAACUCAGGCUCCACAUUGUUGCUCGUUCAGAUGUUGCAGAUUAUGGGAUCUUACAGCAGAUGUUGGGUCAUUUCGAACAGGUUAUGUCAACCGUUAAAGCUGACACAAUCAUUGACACAUCGACAGGCAGUGAAUUGAGUCUUGGCUCUUUGGUCGGAUCCGAGGCAGCCAGCUCAGUGAAUUUCUCUGCUCGCGGGACGCUUCCUUGGACACCAAUCAGCCGGGUAAUAAGGGAUGAGCUCUGUGCAUUUGUCAACGUGCCCCCAGAAGAGACAUUUCCUGAUACAGCAAUGCUAGACUUGGGUGUUGACAGUAUAGACGCCAUCAAGAUCUCAGCUAGGCUUUCAAGGCGGAACAUAAAAGUCUCUGCUUCCCAAAUAAUGCGCCAUCAGACGAUCUCGGGUAUUGGUUCUGUCGCUACGACUUCGGGCACUGAAGACUCUCCAAAACUCCUGGGGGACUCGUCAUGUGUUGACCUACAAAGUCGACUGCAUUUGUUAGUCAAAACUCGGGGAGUCGACAUGGACAAUGUAGAACAUGUCCUACCUCCGACAGCACUGCAAGAGGCCAUGGUCGCACGAAUGAUUCAAUCGGAUUUCGAAUGGUAUUUUAAUCACGAUAUUCUAAAAUUGGACCCAGAUGUGAGUCUGGAUCGAUUAAAAGAGGCCUGGUCCAAACUUAUCCGAGCUUCGCCGAUCCUUAGGACAGCCUUCGUUGAAAUUGACGACUGUGAGCUCGACAUGUCCUACUGUCAAGUCGUCCACAGACAAGCCGAGGUGCCUAUUAUCAUGGAUGAACUCUCCGAAUUCUCUAGUGUACAUGAUCUCAUUUCAACAGCCACAGAGACUGCGCGCCGUGAUCAGGGGAGAAGCGGCCUCUUUCAAGUGAUUCUCGUUCCGAUUGCUGGUCAAAACUACAUGAUUCUUUCCAUGGCGCACGCACUAUACGAUGGGUGGUCAUUGGCUCUGAUAUAUGAUGACCUACAAACAGCCUAUGAAUCGGAUCUAACGCCACGGAAAUACGACGAAGUUCUCGUUUCCCAGCAAUUCUUGCGUGGAACCUCUGACUAUGGUGGCUUCUGGGAAACAUACCUGGCCAAAGCUAGCCCAACAGUCUUUGAGGCGAAAGAGUCUGCGCCGGCAACAAGUUCAAGUGAAAUUUCCAGGGUUGAGAUGCCAUGCUCCAAAUCUCUGGCCGAAAUAACCCGCUUUUGCAAGAAGAAAUCAAUAAGCCUUCAAGCAAUAUGUUUGGCUUGUUGGGCGGCAGUUGCUGCCCAUUUAACACAUUCUUUGGACAUAGUUUUCGGGGUUGUUCUAUCCGGUCGGGACUUCGAAGGUUCCGACGACCUAAUGUUUCCCUGCAUGAACACUGUCGCAUUUCGUUCCAUCCUACACGACACCGCCUCCGGUUUUCUCAAGUAUAUCGAAGCCAACUUGGCGGAUGUCCGAGAACAUCAAAGAGUACCACUUCGAAAGGCUCAGGCUGCCGCCGAAUUGGGAGGGAGAGAACUGUUCAACUCGCUCUUUAUUUUGCAAAAGGCUCCAUCCACAAACACCACCAAGGCAAUGUGGAGUUCUGUUGACGGCACAUCCGCGGUCGAGUAUCCGGUCUGUGUUGAAGUAGAGGCAGUUCAAGAUCUACUUCACUGGCGAUUAGCCUGCAAAGCGGAAUGCUUCACAGAGAACGAUUCUAAGGGGAUAUUGGAUAAGUUGGAUCAAGUCUUGGGAUAUAUCUUAACUUAUCCCGACGCAGAAAUCCUGUCUUUUGGUGGCAACAAUGUGUCCAUUUGCGGUUUACCCAGGGGGGCAAUGACAGAACGGGCCGUUGAGAACCGCACAAGUGACGCGGCUCUCUAUGAAGACCAAAACACGGCCUAUUCAUGGAGCAAGAUCGGCAUACUCAUUCGCCAAGUUCUAUCAGAUGUAUCCUCCAUGCCUGUGGAAUCCAUUAUGCCCACUGCUACGCUCUUUCACUUAGGUCUGGAUUCCAUCAGCGCUAUCAAGGUUUCGCUGCUGCUGCGCAAAGUAGAUAUUGACAUCAAGCCUCGGUACCUCAUUGAAGCCAAUUGUAUCGAAGAAAUCGUGCAUCUUGCUGAGGAGGACCCUGUAUCUCAACGGAUUGUUCCCGAUGAAGUCAGCCAGUGGACUAUGCCGCCAGCCAUAUCUCGAAACGAUCUCAUCAAGAGCUGCAAACUAUCUGAGGAAGACAUCCAAACUGUUAUACCGGCAACAUCCCUACAAGUUCAUAUGCUGAGUGCAUGGCAAAAUUCCGGUGGAUCAGUGUUUUAUCCCAAGUUCUGCUACAAAAUUACUGGGGGCCAUACCGGUAUCCAACUUGUUGAGGCAUGGGAACGCGUUGUUGGAAAGGUGCCAAUCUUACGGUCCUUGCUCAUCUCCACUGGUGACACAGAGUUACCAUGGGUUCAAGUAAUCCUAAGCCCGGAUGCAACUCGCAAGAACAGCACAGGUCUUCUCUUAUGGAAUCUUUCCGUUUCAGAAUCCGAAUGCCCAGGAACCUGGUCAAUUCAACUGAAUAUUCACCACUCUUUGUACGAUGGCUUUAGUCUACCAAAACUCAUGCAACUCUACCACGAAGAAUUGUUCAAUAAGGCAAGUGGCGCUGGUUCAUCUGGUCUUGAUAUCACAAGUUGGCAAAACUAUUCAAUACAUCCACUGCUGCCCGAAAACAUUGAGUCCAGGCAACAAUUUUGGGUCGAAUACUUGACCGGGUCGCUAAGCCAUUACCGGAAGCCCACAAAGUCAGAAGUCAAAAUACCAUAUUCCACCCAGCGGGUGUCGUACUUGAGAAAGGAAGCCUCAUCCUACGCAGAAGCUUUACGGAAACUCGCAUCUAUGCACGGCAUAACGCUACAGUCUCUUUUCUUGGCCGCCUGCGCCAGAACCCUAUUAGUCAAUGAGAGUGCCCAAAAGAGUACGCGGUCAGUCAUAUUGGGUGCCUAUCUAGCCAAUCGAAACACGGAGCACGACGAUCUCGACGCAACAUAUCCAACCUUGAAUCUGGUCCCCCUACGUGUUAACUUCGAUCCCGUAGAAACUUUGACCGGAGUUGCUGUAGCGAUUCAAAAGGACCUACGUCUUCUUCAAUCCAGCGGUAGGGCACGUGUUGGGCUUUGGGAGAUUUACAAGUGGACAGGCAUCCGGAUUACAACAUUUGUCAAUUUUCUGUCACUUUUGGAUGACAAUGACGAACCAGAAGGGGUUGGUCUAUUAAGAAACAUGGCCGGCGAUGAAUUGUCAGCAAGUGACUCAGAAAUCUUGAAUCAGCCUUGGCUGCACAAUAAUGUUGUCAGAGAAGCCUACCCAGUAAGUUCUCCCACUUCUAUAACCUUUUAUUUUGUCUCAUUACUGAACGGUAUUUCCCAGGCAUCACUGGAUAUUGAGGCGUCAGUUCACAAUGGUAGUUUGGACAUUGGUAUAUUUGCAUCCACGGAUAGGUUGUCACAAGAUGAUGCGCCUCGAAUCGUGGAUGGCAUAGUGGAGCAUUUGGGGAGCAUAGAAUAA
Messenger RNA from Pochonia chlamydosporia 170, 14598 nucleotides. RefSeq names its product nonribosomal siderophore peptide synthase. Gene Ontology annotation, cellular component: cytoplasm. The record is from RefSeq and is a predicted model, not a curated record. NCBI's taxonomy places the organism in Eukaryota, Fungi, Ascomycota, Sordariomycetes, Hypocreales, Clavicipitaceae. The coding region runs from base 1 to 14598 and encodes 4865 amino acids. The transcript has 2 exons. Gene Ontology annotation, molecular function: phosphopantetheine binding; catalytic activity. Gene Ontology annotation, biological process: amino acid activation for nonribosomal peptide biosynthetic process; secondary metabolite biosynthetic process.